CAAUACGAAAGGUAUAGUUAUGUCGCAACUUUUAAUUGGCACUGGUAACUAAUUACUUUCAGAGGAUAAUAAAAAAAAAUUGUUUGUUGGAAUCUUCCUGUAUCGAAUACUGUCAUACAGAUUUUUGCAUUUUUGUAAAAAAGUCAAAUAAAAACGUAAUGUUUUUUUCACAGAAAUUAAACUCUUCAUCAUAAUGACUCUAUUUUCACCUGUAUUGUGAUCCAAUUAAAUCUCACAAAAGUCACGUGGUACAAAGGCGAAGCGAAAAAGAGUUGCGCCUUGGCGAGGAUAAUACCGUGCUGUUGAACACGUGCGGACGUUUUCUUUUAUGUCUUGCGUUCUUUAGCGGGAGGUAAUAAUUACAGUUGCACCUUCUUUGUUGUCCUGUCCAAUGACAAACAAAAAUGGCUGUGAUUUCCCCUUAUUAUUAUCUCACCAUUUCUUUAUCACGACAAUUGAGUAAAUUUACUUUAACCUGAUUUACCAGCAUUUUAUUUAUUUAUAAGGAAAAUACUUUUUUUUAAAAAAAAAAGGAACCUGGCGGCUUGCAUUACAAGUAAAAUAUCUUCUUUGUGGGAAAGUAUGAGUAACUAGAAUAUUGGCUUUACUCUUUUUUAUGCGAAGGUAUGAAUAAUUCCCUUAUGUUGAAUUUGAUUAACUCUAUUUAGAUCUCGAAGAAUUGCGAAAGGUCCCUCGCUGCACAUGCUAAUAAAUUUUUGUUUUUUGUUAAUUAAGAAACAAUAUAUGCUUUUGUAUAGACAGAAAACAAAAUGUAGAUUUUCGCACACACGCAAAUUUAGCUUCUAUUUCCAGAAAAUUUUUUGAAAAAAUGAAAUGCUAGGGUAAUAAUAUAAUCUCAUUUUUUCAAUUUAAAGAAAAAUUUAAUUUCAACAUUAUUAGCGUAUAUUUAUUUAUUUUCUGAAAGAUUUAAAAAAUUCCCAUUGGCAACUGUGCAUUGAAUGGACAAACAUUUUACCAUCUUGUCGGUGUCUUUUGAUUUCAAUCCAGUGAGAAUGAAAUGAGAAUAUGUGGGAUAUCUAACUUAAGUGUAAUAUGUUGCACAGCACAAAGACGGGGGGAGUGAAUCUGGUGUUGAAUUAAUUCCAGGACAUUUAUAUAACAACAAAAUACUACGCUAAUUUUUUUAAUCACUUUUGCUACUUUAUCGUCGCUGCGAUCAGUCCUUAGCAUUUUUUAAUCAAUGUUUUUUUUUUCUGCUAAUUAAGAAGGAUAUUACUCUAUCCCCCGUCUUUCACUAGAUUCGAGUUAAAUUUUCAAUUAGAUUGUUUGAGUCGUUGUUUUAUCUUUUUUUCGCUGAUGCAAAAUAUUUGUAGCGUUUCUCAAUCAUGGUAAUUGCUUUUCUGAUUCAGCUUUCAAUACGUGUUAAUUAUAAAAACGUUACAUUAUUCAAAAUUAUUCUUUCGUUCAACAAAUGAUGUUGGCUGGGACAAAUAAUAACAUCGGCAGUAAAAAGAAUGGUUAAAAGUAAAGAUGGAAGACUGGCCACACGUAAAAAUGGAAGAAUGGUCACACCUAAAGAUAUGAAAAGAUGAAAAAGGUUUUUUCAAGAUAUAUGCAAAAUGUCUGAUGUUUAUAAGAAUGGUUGAUUAAUUGGAUGAUAACCAAGAGAGGUUUCUUUAUUUUGCAAAUUUUGUAUUACUGAUUCGCACAUUCCUGUAUAUAGUGUGUUAAUAAGUGUAAUGCAUAGUGUAGUGUAUAAUGUGUAUAAAACCGGGUGAAAAGACGGGGAGCGUUUGAUUUGAGAGAGGAAAUUGUUUCGUAUUUCUAACCACAAAUAAAAAUAUGCAGGAUAUAUUUAAGUGAAGUAUUGUCAAUAUUUGUGACGUCAUGGUGCAUAAAAUGUGAUUGUUUGCUUUUCAGCGCUGCUUUGAUCAGUGUUGCACGAGAAUGUUUUCUUUAGGUCUGUUAAGCUAUUUCGUUUUAAAAAAACACAAUGUCCAUUUAAGGUGUUUUUGUUUUUGUUUUUGUUGUUUUUGUUAGUUAUUUUUGACUCGAUAUCACAGCUUCACAGUUUCACCCGUUUAGAUUUUGUGUUAAAAGAAUAAUUUUAGCAACAAUAUUUCGUAGCUUAGCUUCAGAAGUGAAAUUCUAACAAUUUCAAGAGGUAAACAAUGACAUGAAAAGAAAAUAAAGAUCUGACGCUACCGAAGCCAUUAACACUUAAUUUCAAGAUAAAAUGUGUCAAACUUCAUGUGAAAGAAAAAUCGGCGUAUAUAAACUUUCUUUCAGCUCUCGAAUUUCAUGAAAUGCACUAUUUUUAAGCAUGAAAGCGCACUGUGAUUUCUUUUCGUUGCAUUUUUUUAUGUGGCUGUUUCCAUGGUAACUAAACCAUAAUCACCUCGCCACUUCAUGCUCAGUUUAACAUGGUCAAAAUUGUUUGGUUAUAUAAAAACCAAGUUUUACAUCUGUAAUUAACUGUGUAUAAAAAUAAACCAUUGUUUACGUGGUGGAAACAUCGAGUGUCAAUUUCUUUUCUCUGACGACACAAGGGUUCAGUAAAAUCAGUUUCACCCGGUAAAAAGGUGGACGUUAAAUGUCAAAUUCCAACUACUCUUUUCUAGUACUUCCUUCUCUUUUUCGCAAAGAAGUUUAAAAAUUCAUUAAUGAACAUCCAGCCACAAUCCCACGCAUCCAAUUUUAAUACACAAUUGUCAAACUCUAAUUAGGCUAAACGAAGGAAAAAUUAAUUACAUCAAAAACUAGCCAUCUUUUGUGUUGUUACCUCCUGUUCCAUAUUUAUAUUAAUAUAUUUUCAUUCUGAAUCUAGGAUAUUUUCCGGGGGUAAUUUUGUCGUUGCAAUAAAAAGAAAGAAUAAGACCGACACAUUAUAUAUAUUUGUAACGAGUCGUUAAGACUGUACAUGUAAUGAGAAAUGCGAAAAGAUGUUCAUUAAUCGGUGAGAGGUUUCUGGAUCUUUUUUAUUGUCUUAUAUACAUUUUAAACUUCGCAUUUUUUAGACAGGUUUAACUCGAUGGAGAUAUGAAACUCACUUAGAAAAUCCGGCUGAAUGAGAACAAGACGUCGAAGUAAAUGUGAAAAAUGUGAAAGCUCAUACCAUAGCAACAGUAUGGCAUUGUGGCGUCAGAUCAAAGGUGUCGCCAGUAUGUUAUCCGGCAUGUUCUGUUACAUAGUUAGCGAUGCUUUGUAAAAAUAAUGAUUUUGUACAACAGAUAAGAUCUUUUCUUACAAACCGAAAGACAUUUUGCAUUGGAUGAUGAAUUAGCUUGACUCAUCCCUCUUGAUCGAAUCAUCGGAAGGGAUUGAUUAGAGGCUAAUGUUCUUUAUAAUUAUUUCAUUGUUGCGACAUAUCGCUUAAAUAAGCUCAAAUACACAGGUUGAUUAAAUAAAUUUGUAUUGUGGUUCGCGCCUAAUAGCACCAGCGCUCUCCUACAUGGAUAUAUUUUUGCUCUCUUAUCCAACUCUUGAAGUUAAAAUAUGUGAUCCACGAAGGCGAACUAACUUAACCAAUUAAAAAAACUGUUGAUUGAUUAUAAUUAAUUUAAACAAAAUGGGGAAAAACUGGUUGGAGUUUAAGAAUAGGGGAAAUUGAUGAGCAAACAAAAGACAGUGAUAAUGUUGACAUUUGGUGACAGUCUUCACGAGCGAAUUGUUGUUUUAAUAAAACGUAACGGUUCUCUCGUCUCUUGUUUGUUUUUAUAAGAAUACCGUCAUGUGGAGAAGGAUGUUUGCGUUGAUUUUAAAUACUGUUUAUUUUAUGUCUUAUACAUUCUUACAAGUUUUUACAGAUAUAACUAGAGUGUCAAGAGAAUAAGAAAGAAAAUAUAGUAUAAUGAGAGAGCAAGCUGUUGUAUCAUAUGGUUAUUUAGCCGGACACCGAGAUAUGCUACCUAGAAAUAGAUUCACGCAGACUGAACCUGCUAUGAACUACUCGACUUUCGAAGAAAACUUUUUGAAACAAACAAAAGGAAACACAAAAAGAUGUGUUCGGCGCCGUGUUGAAAAAGCACGAAAUCACCAAUACAGUGAUGUUGAAUCAGACACAGGAAGUGAUGGUCUGGCGGUUAAUUCUGGUGGUAGUGGGCGCUCUGGUGAUUGGGGACCGCCAAAAAGGAGAUCAAAACCUAGGGCUGGGAAGCAGAGAUGUCAUUCAAAGCCUUCUUUGACAGAUAGUGGGAUAUCAUUAUCAAAAGCAGAUUCAGGAAGCUUCUCUGAACUCUCAUACCAACAGUUGGAAGAUGACGUCGUUUUGCAAUACCCCAGUGAAAUUAAUCAUAACGAGAGGCGUACAGAAGAAAAACUGAACCAAAGUAUCGAGAAACAGUCUUCGAUUGCUUCCUAUCAACGAAGUCUGCUUCGACGAACGAACAGUUGUUCCGCAUUACCUUCGAAUAUCAAACCCAUUGUAAGGAAUAAACCCGUCAACAACUCGAAAGUUAACUUCGAUGCUGUGGAACGUCAACUUUCCGACAUCGAGAUUAAAGAAGAUUCAAUACUAAGACAGUGUUAUAAAAAUGAAGGUUUGACGGAAUAUAGUGAUACUAAAGGACGUAGUUAUGUUUUUGACUGCAGUCACCCACUGGAACAGUCUAGAUUCCCAUUACCUGAUCAUUUGAACUACCCCUUAUGUAAAUACCGAUAUAAAUCCGAAUCGGUUCUUAGCCGCACAUCAAUCAAGCCUUUAAAAAAGAUCAAAGACAGCUGGAGAAAAUUAAAAUCACGGAAAUUAUCUCAAAGUCGAGCCAACGAGACAAUCAGUACUAUCUCUUCUGAUACUAGCUACAUUGAUUACCUGCACGAAAUUGAUGAGGAGAGUGACGAUAUAUUGUCUCGAUUAGCUACAGAUCCUAAAGGAAAAAAAUCGUUCUUAAAAAAGAUAGUUAACCGUAUGGGAGGUAGCCGAACAUAUAAAGCACAAGAGAAGCCAACCUCUACACAGGGGAGUGACGCUUCGGUUAGAAAUAGCAACUUCCAACGCUCUGCCAGCACUCGUUCGAUUCCCGAAGCCCUUAAAAACAUGUGGAAUAAAGUCCAUGACUUAGAUUUCGACCAAGCUACAUCCCCAAGCAUCAACACGUUAUCCAGAGCUUUAAGUAUGCCCUCAAUAUCUACCAUCUACCCACGAAACGAACCAGAGGAAGUAAUAUACUUUGAUGAACCUGGUCUUGUUCAAAAUGAAACGAACUAUUUUAGCAAUUUUUUUAAACCAAUGGAGACGAAAUAUCAGAAACCAAGAACAAAACUAUCUGGAGGUGAUGAUGUUAUCACAGGUGUGCUUGGCGUGCACUCCACCAUUGAAAACGAACUUCAAAGUACUGAUUUAAGCUCUGUGAAGGAGAACAUAGAACCUGAAUACAGAGAUGAUGAACAUAUUGAAAAAACAACAUUUAAAACUGUUCAAAAAAUAGAGCAACCACAUCAACAAGAUAUGUACUCUUCCUGUUAUGAACUAUCUUCUCCCAAAUCGCACUUUUAUAAUCCUCAAGAAUACUAUUCAUCAUAUCUUGAAACGAGUACCUGCGCACAUUGUUCGUGUUGCAUGCAUAGUCAACGCCCGUCAACUCAGUUCAACAUUCCACCUUAUCCACAACCCAAUUAUACUUACGAAGUAUCCCACGGCCCGGUGUUAACUCCAGGACAAAAUUUCGUUUCAGUGAAUGGACAAUGUGGUAGACGAGAAAAUGUUAUUGCUCCACUGGAUGUGAAAAUGUCUUGCGAAAGAAAAGCUGAAAGACGGAAAAUUUCCGACAUGAUUUUUGAUACAUUUGUUUGAUUUAGUAACUUAUUUUGAUGCGAGGUUAAGUACGAGCUUCUUCAUUACCAGUACGUGAGGUUAAGUGCAAGCUUCUUCAUUGUCAGCUCUAAACACAUCAAAUUCUCAGCAGUUCUUGAAAGUGUAGCUAUUCCUUUCUAUGAAAGUUGAACCAAAUUUGUUUUUCGGCCUAUGUAAAUACCAAUUUUCAUUUAUAUAGAGGUAAAUUGUAAAAGUUAUCUUUAGAAUAUGAAAUAAAUUUUGAAAGCCAAA
Hydractinia symbiolongicarpus is the source of this 6004-nucleotide messenger RNA. RefSeq lists its product as uncharacterized. NCBI's taxonomy places the organism in Eukaryota, Metazoa, Cnidaria, Hydrozoa, Anthoathecata, Hydractiniidae. The transcript is spliced from 3 exons. The record is from RefSeq and is a predicted model, not a curated record. Bases 3812 to 5752 code for a protein of 646 amino acids.